GGGUCUCCAAUUUCUCUGAGCUAAUCUUUGCGAUAAAAAAAAAAGGCUACGGUAUGACCUUGGUCGUUAAACAAGGAGAAGAACAUCAUCAUAUUUAUUUGUAUCAUGUGAACUAAACACUUUUGUCCACCCCAAACUGCAGGGACGCAGGGCGGUUGACGCAUUUGUGUUCGCGGAGCACACACACACACACACACACACACACGCACAUACGAGCUGCUGCGAAUGACUAGAGAGCUUGCUAGGAUACAGCAUAGCCUGGGCCAUCAAAACGUAUCGAAACAGCUAACGGUUUUCCUGAGAAAUUUUAAAGCUAGUCAGCUCGAUAGCUGACGGCAAAACAGGCAUGGACGACAAGUCAUUCACCAAGGAGUUGGACGGAUGGAUUGAACAACUGAAUGAGUGCAAACAGCUGAGCGAGAAUCAGGUCAAAGUCCUAUGUGAAAAGGCCAAGGAGAUCCUGACAAAGGAGUCCAAUGUGCAGGAGGUGAGAUGUCCGGUGACAGUCUGCGGAGAUGUCCAUGGUCAGUUCCAUGACCUAAUGGAGCUGUUUAAGAUCGGGGGGAAGUCUCCAGACACUAACUAUCUCUUCAUGGGAGACUAUGUGGACAGAGGCUACUAUUCUGUGGAGACAGUUAGUCUCCUGGUUUCUCUUAAGGUAAGGUUCCGUGAACGAAUCACAAUUCUCAGAGGGAACCACGAGAGCAGACAGAUCACACAAGUGUAUGGCUUCUACGACGAGUGCUUAAGGAAAUAUGGAAAUGCAAAUGUUUGGAAGUACUUCACAGAUCUGUUUGACUAUCUGCCCCUUACUGCACUGGUAGAUAAUCAGAUUUUCUGCCUCCAUGGAGGAUUGUCUCCUUCAAUAGACACACUGGAACACAUCAGAGCGCUGGAUCGCUUGCAGGAGGUUCCUCAUGAGGGUCCAAUGUGUGACUUGUUAUGGUCGGACCCAGAUGACCGUGGUGGCUGGGGCAUCUCCCCCCGUGGUGCUGGUUACACCUUCGGGCAGGACAUUUCCGAGACCUUCAACCACGCAAACGGCCUAACUUUGGUUUCAAGAGCCCACCAGCUGGUGAUGGAGGGAUACAAUUGGUGCCACGACCGCAAUGUAGUGACCAUCUUCAGUGCACCAAACUAUUGUUAUCGUUGUGGAAACCAGGCAGCAAUCAUGGAACUUGAUGACACAUUGAAAUACUCCUUCCUACAGUUCGACCCUGCACCUCGCAGAGGGGAGCCGCAUGUGACGCGGCGCACGCCAGACUAUUUCCUGUAAAGAUCACUGGCGAGCAUGGCAAGAGGGUACACACAAAAGAAGCAUUCAUAACCCCAUGGACCAAAACAAUGUGUGCCAAAAUCACAAUGAAAUGGAAACUAUCACACCUAGCUAAAGACCACCAUCCUUUCAACAUUUUUCUCUCUGUGCAUGAUGUUUUUAUUGCUAGAAAUGAUUGCUACUACGAACAAUACCGUCACAAUACCUGCUGGUUUGUCAGGAAACAUGAAUGAACUAAUGCUGAGAAUAACAACUAAAUGUAAGUAAUAUUUGUGUUAGAGUGUUAAUGAUGACCAGAGUGUUUCCAUAUACAGUAUUUAAGCUGCAUCUUUCACUUGGCAUGGCCUCAAAUCAAAGGUUGCAGUAAAUAUAAUUUAAACUCUUUCUUUUUGUAACUGAAGCGCAACAGUUUAUUUUGUGAAGUGAGAUGAUAGGGUUAGACGUCGGAAAUGAGUCUGUUCUCUUUGCACUUUUGUAUUUGAUUUUUAUCACAUGGCACUGACAGACAAUUUUCUUUUUUAUACCCUGGUAUAGUGUUAGUAGCUCGUUUUCUGCUCUGCUGUCUCUUAUAGGAGUUAAUGUAUUUCAUUUAAGUAGGCAAUAUUGGUACAAAUGACAUCAGUUGUAAAAGUAAAUGACUUAAUGUUUUGCAGCCACAGCUAUACGAAAUAAAGACUGAAGUUGCUUCGUCAUUUACUUCA
Perca flavescens (yellow perch) is the source of this 1977-nucleotide messenger RNA. RefSeq names its product serine/threonine-protein phosphatase 2A catalytic subunit alpha isoform. NCBI's taxonomy places the organism in Eukaryota, Metazoa, Chordata, Actinopteri, Perciformes, Percidae. Bases 347 to 1276 code for a protein of 309 amino acids. The record is from RefSeq and is a predicted model, not a curated record. The transcript has 7 exons. Gene Ontology annotation, molecular function: protein serine/threonine phosphatase activity.